CUGAAGAACUCUAUCUUAUCAGCCAAUCACCAGAGCUCUGUGGUGGGAAUAACCUAACCAGAGUGCAGGCUGCAUACUUCUGUGCCAGCUCAUUACCUUCCCCAAAAGUCUCAUUGCUGGUGAGCCAUGGAGCUGCUUGUAAAUGUAAGAAAAUGGAUAGAAGAAAACAAAGCUGCUUUUUUGCCCCCCGUCUGCAAUAAGCUUAUGCACUGUCAGCAGCUGAAUGUGAUGUUUGUUGGAGGACCAAACCAAAGGAAGGAUUAUCAUAUUGAAGAAGGAGAAGAGUUAUUUUACCAAGUGGAAGGAGACAUGUGCUUGAAGAUAAUUGAAAAUGGAAACCACAGAGAUAUCCACAUCAGAGAAGGGGAGAUGUUUCUCCUACCUGCCAGGAUACCACAUUCUCCUCAGAGGUAUGCAAAUACUGUGGGACUCGUGAUCGAGAGGAAAAGGCUAAACACAGAAACAGAUGGACUCAGAUAUUAUGUUGGAGAAUCAACUAAUGUCCUGUUUGAAAGAUGGUUUUAUUGUGAGGAUCUUGGCACACAACUUAUACCGAUAAUCCAAGAGUUUUUCAACUCAACACAAUAUCACACUGGAAAACCAAAUCCAGAUGAUCUCCUGAAAGACACCCCUUUCCCACUAAAUGCCACUGGAGUCAUGGAUCCAUUUCCCUUCCAAAUCUGGCUAAAUGAUCAUCAUGGAGAAAUAAAUCAGAAGAAAUCCUUGACCGUGUUUGGAGACAAUUUUGAGACAGAGGCUGUAGUUUAUGGACAAGGAGUAAGUGAAGGAAGCAAAACGAAUGCCGAUAUCUGGAUAUGGCAGCUGGAAGGCACAUCUGUUGUUACUAUGGAUGGUAAAACACUGAGUCUAGCUGCUGGUGACAGCCUGCUCAUCCCUGCCCUGUCUAGGUACCACUGGAAGAGAGAGGAAGGAUGCAUUGCUCUUUACAUUGCUCAAGACCCAAUACACAAAAGACCCUAUGCCUAAUUUCUGGGAAUGUAAACUAAACAUUGGUGAUCAAAAACUUUAUCCCACAUAGAUCAUUUUAAAGAUGGUGCUGACAGGGCUACAGUAAACAACUGUAAACUGAAUUACAUGUCUAAUAAAAAGGUUACAAUUAAAUUUUGGUUUCAAGCAAUAGAUCCAAUUAAACGUAAAGCUUGCAUACGAUAUACUGCACGAUAAACUGACAACUAUGAGCUAUUUGGUUAAAACGCAGAACACUCAUUAUUCCAAAAGAAAUGUGAAACUGAUUUAAGUAAUGCAGCCAAAUAUACAGAUUUAUAUACUUGAUCUUGAAAGCUGAAGCUAGACAAAUUCAUCCUGGAUAUAAGGUGUACAUUGUUAACAGUGAGAGUAAUGAACCACUGGAACAUGUACCCAGGGUUGUGAUGGAUUCUUCAUCACUGGCAAUUUUUAAAUUAAGACUGGACGUUUUUCUAAAAGAUUCGUGCUAGGAAUUAUCUGGGGGAAGUUCUAUGGCCUGUGUUAUACAGGAGCUCAGACUAGAUCACAGUGGUCCCUUCUGGCCUUGGAACCUAUGAAUCUGUGAAUCCCAAUUACAGCAAAUAAAAGACCUUUCCAAAUAGGAGUCUCUUCUAGUAAUUGAAGGACUUCAGUGGGACGACUCAUGUGAGUAAUGGUUCCCCACUGGGACCCAUAGGUGUGGCCCAAUGUGACUACAUUAAAGGAUUUAGAGCGAGACCAUACCUUUAAGUUACAUUCAUUUUGUGAGCUCAGGGGUGCACGUGUGAGAUAUGCAGCUGUCACAUACACAGUCCUGUACAGACAACUGCAGUGGGGUGGAAAUGGGGCCAUCACCCAGUCCCUACUUGCCAUUUUGCAGCAUAAGAAGGGGCUGGUCCUUGUACUCCCCUAACACCCCUUCAGAGACUACAGUUGUAGCUGACCCUCAGUGUUUAUGUUUUCAAAUAAAUUAAAAGAGAUCAAAAAGAUAACAGUACAGCUUGACCUGAGCCUAUGAAAAUCUGGUAGGGAACAUAUCAUGCAUAUCACGUAAUACUUCAUACAACAUACAGUAUUGUAUGUAUAUCAACUGAUAUUGUGGCAAUAUGACUCUAAAGCACACAGAUAGGUCUGGUUGUAGUUCUCCAAAUGCCAAAACCUCAUUUUAAGGUGACCAGCUAUUCCUUCGAAAACCUGAAAGGGAUACCCCCUGCUAGUCCCCACUUGAUUUUUACUUUGGAAAUAUCUGGCAUGACAAGUGGUUUUCACUGGUUUCCUCUGGGGUCUCAAAGAUUUUACAUGGGCCUGCAUAUUGGAUCCUUUUACUACUGAAACAUUGAAAAACAAGUUAGUUAGAAAGGUGGUGUUACAAAAUCUUAACAUUUGUAUGUUUGUGAAAGUCUAAAAUUACUGUAGCUUGAAUAUUUCCAAUUAUACUAAUAAUGUAAAUUAAAAACAGACUGUUCCUGCCUAUAGAUUUUCAGUAUUUCUGCCUACCACCUACAGGGCUUAUUAAACUGAGCUGUCAUAUCUCUUUUAUGCUAUUAUUCAUUCCUUUGGGGAGAAGAUGUCAGAUGGAAUGACUUUAAUCCUUAACUCUUAUGGAAUGCUUACUCUGGAAGCUUUUCCAUUGGAGAGUACAACAGAACUUAAUUCCCACUCACAACUGUGAGACCCAUUGUGAAUAACUGAAUUUGGCUAAUUAGGGUCCAGUCCUGCUGUGCUUGCACAUGUGAGUAACUUUAACCAUAUGAAUAAUUCCCAUUAAAUUCACAGGAACUACUCAUGUGACUAAAGUUAUUCACAUGGUUAAGCGGCACUAUCUCCUCAGUGAGUAAGGGACACUCCUGCUCCUACUGAGGUCAAUGGGAGUUUUGGCACCAUCUUCAAGCAGGACUAGGAUUAGGGUCUGACCCAUAAGGUGUUGAGUAUUGAAGUCAGCAGGGGCAGAGGGUGCUCAUCACCUGGCAGGAUCAGGGCUUGAGUGGUCAAACAACAAGAAAAAGAAAGAUAAUCAAUAAUGUAUGCUUGAGCCUGCUCAAGCCUGGGAGAAAGAUUAAACCCUGUAUGUACCUUCUUAGAUAUUGUAAUGUUUUAAAUUGUUUUCAUUAUAGUAUUUAGAAAUAACUUCCUUAUAUACUUUUGUCUUCUUUUAUAACAACAAUGGAGCCAGAUCCUCCACUGAUGCAAAUUAGCAUAACUUCAUUGAAGUCUGUGGAGUUAUGCCAUUUAUACCAUUUGUCCAAUUAAGUCGUAAUUAUAUAAGUGCUCAUGGCAUCACUGUGGUACUAAACAUGUUAAAAUGUGGGGACAAUUAGAAAGAGUGCUGAUUGGCAAGAUUCUGCUGAACGUCGGCAUCUGAUCAUAACAAACAGCCUGGUCCCACUAAGCAACCACUGCGAUAAAAAGGAGUAAUCCCCAGCACAAUAAGGAAGUCACAAGUACUCACCAAUGUUUUCCAGUCUAUUGGAACAGGCAUAGCGAGAAAAUUUUCAGUGGGAGAAGCAUAUGUUUGGCCCAGUGAAAUUAAAGUGCAGUACAGUUUUAACCAAUAAAAAGAAAUCAUUCUCUAUGCAACAUGUAGAAUUCACUGAUAAAUAGUGGAGCCUGAUUUUAAAAAACACUGGAUAAUUUUAUCAUUAAGAACAUUUUUACUUGAGCUAUGACUGGUUUAAGAGUAACCAAACCUCAUGUUUCAGUGCAUAAACUGAUCGCUUGUAAAGGAUCAGGAAGGAAUUCCUCCUCCUUGAACAACAAUACAAGCAAGGGUGAAUUUUACUGCUUCCUCUGAAGCAGGGGUAGUCAAUAGGCGGACCUUGGGCCAAAUCUGGACUGCCAGAUGCCUUUGAAUGGGCCCCAAAACCUUUUUAUUUACUACUUAUUAUCAUCAUUUUUUUAAUUUUCUUCUCUGGAGUCUGGACCUUGACUAUACCUUGACCAAGAAAUUUGGACCUUGACAAAAAAUAAUUGACUAUCCCUGAAUAGUUCUGAAGUGUCAGGUUCCAGGCCCUACCAGAAGUAGGAUAUCAGACCAGUCAGCUCAGUGUUCAGAAAAUCUGCCCUGUAGCAGAACCUUUGUCCUCCUACACACUAAGAGUGGUAAGUUUACUCACACGUGGUAAAUAGAUCUUACUCUGAGGUUAUGUCUACACUAGAGAGCUUAUAGCAGCACAGCUGUACCGAUGCAGCUGCACAGCUGUAAGAUCUCUCGUGUAGCCGCUCUAUGCCAACGGGUGAGAGCUCUCCCAUUGACAUAACUAAACCACCCCCAAUGAGUGGCGGCAGAUAUGUUGGCAGAAGAAGCCUGUCAGAAGACAUAGCGCUGUCCACACUGGUGCUUAUGUCGGUGUAACUUAUGUUGCUUGGGGUGGUAUUUUUUCACACCGCUGAGCGACAUAAGUUAUACUGGCAUAAGUGGGAGAGUAGACAUGGCCUAAAUGUUGCACAGUGGAAGAAGUAGCCUCCCAUUUUAUAGUUUAAAAUGCUCAUUGUACAGUGCUUUCAGCUCCCCACCACCCACACUCACUUUAUGGAACAGAUGCAUAGAAAACAAACUUCACAUUCACAUAAAGAGAGAGAUAAAUUGAGUUAUCUAUGCAUUUUAAGAGGUUCCUACAAAAUGUCAUGUGUUCAUAAAAGCUUAUACUUCCUACAUGGAUUUUUCAGGGUUUUUUGUGGCUACCAACCUAGACUCCAUUUGAAGGAACAAAUUCAAAUUAGUUCCAGUUGUUAAGAUUGUCAGUCAUGGUUUAUUUCUAACUGAAGACACAAAUAGUGAUGGAACUAUUCCUUAACAGCACAACCUUCAAAAUAAGAGCUGGUCGGACUCGAAGUAAAACAGAGCUGAUGCAUAAGAUGAAUUGACUUAAAAUGAGUAACUAAAGGGCGAAUUAAAUUUCAUACUGUAUAUUAGAAACAAAGGCAGGGCUGCAAAGACAGGGUGCAAACAAGCUAGCUAGUGGAAGUACAAACUGAGCUAGCCAAUCAAAGACAUUCAGCAAGUCUGAAGGGACAAUCCAAAACCCACAGAAGUCAACAGCAGGGCUCCCACUGAUUUUGUUGAGUUUUUGAUGGAGACCUGACUCAGCAAAGUUAGAAAAAGGAAAUAGGUUAGAAAAGGAUUCAACAUGUUGUGCUUGAGCCUGCUAGGUGCUAAGCACCCUCAACUUCCAUUGUCAUCCAUGUGAGUUGAGGACAUGUAGCACUUCACGGAAUGCUCAGCACCUUUGCAGGAUCAAGCACUGAAAUAACAAAGUAAGUCAAUGCACUGUUGAUCUCAUAUCCUUCCUCAGAGCUCCCUAGUUCUGGGUUUAUUAUCUCUAGAAGGAGGCCUGUGAGAGUUUGUCUUUUGACUUGGUAUUGGUCAACAUUAACUACAAUCCCAUGACCUUUAAUAGUCUUAGUUUCUGCAUUUAAACUUAGUCAUUUGGGUAAAAAACCAUACUUCAAAAUGCUACCUAUACCGUGAAGAAAAAAACCAGAAGCCAUGUAAUCUAUAUUCAAUAAUAAGCUAUAUCAAAUAGCAUAUCACACAAACUGAUUUCAAAAGUGUGAACUUGAAGGGUUUGAUGUUCUCUUUGUUUUCUAACAGUUAGUCAAAAGUGCAUGUACCUGACCAUUGAGGCAACUUGUGGGUGGGGCACAAAGUAGCAGGGUAGGAUUUUUGGUAUGGUUUUACUGGUUUGGGGAAGCAGUGUUGUACUUUGGUUACAGCAAAAGGCUGAGAGUCAGGACUCAGGAGAUCUUGGUUCUGUUCCCCACUCUGUGACCAACUGAACGGGUAGCCCUGAUUUUGCAAGUGCAGGUACUCCACCCAUACUGCGGUGGACCCUGGUGCAUUUCUGAAUAAAAUUCUGUCCACCAUGCAGUGUGACCCCAAAUGUAUAGUGCAUGUGAGGUCAAAAGUCUGGGAGCACCAGUCCCCCAUGUUUCUGCCCCUGCUUACAGAAAGAUGAUAUUAAUGUAAAGUAUUACCACCAUUACUCAGAAACAGCUAGAACCUGGCUUGGAGUUGCAAUUAAAAAUUUGAGAAUAUCCUUAGUAUAUCAGAGUAGUACAGAAUGAUUGUAAUUGUAUAGUUCUCAUCAAGAGCAAUAAUGCAUUCAUUCAGAAGAUAUCUUAGUUUGAUUGCUGGAUUGGAAAAAUAAUUUAAAAGACAGAAAGCCUACUGUGUAAAAUAUAAAGCUUGUAACAGAUAAAGCCUGUGCGUUUCACUUCCAGUAGAUACACUUCCACUUGUACACUACUUGUACUUUAGGUUUUAUAGUUUGGGGACAGAUCUGAAGCAUCCAGUAAUGCCAGACUUAAUUUAAAACUUGGCAGAUGUUAAUGUAAAGCUUGAAGAUUCAAUUUAUAAUUUCAAGAGGUUAAGAGGGGGAAAAAAACACCAAAAAAACAACUGAAGCCAUUUAUAGUUAAUAGACCUGGCACUGUUUUUACUAAGAAUUCCAAAGACAGCAGUGCAUUGAAAAAUUGAACUGGUGAUGUAGGAAAUAUGUUUUGAUCAGGAAAUGCAGACUCAAUAAAGGCUGCUUUACAGAUGGCAGUUGACUCCAGUUAAGAUCCAUCAUAUUUUUGAUACUAGGGAGAUGCUCUAUUGGAGGCUCUGAGGGGAAAGGGGAACAUACUUGCACAUGUGGUAGUUGUGUUCAGGAAUUAGAUGGUUUUGGGCGGAAAAUAUUAAAGAGAUUCAUUUGAUAACAAAAUGUCAGCUUCCUAGAGAUGCCCAGCCUGCUUACUUAAUGCUCCAGUAAAGGAUCAGCAUUUUAAACAGAAUGAGAAAUUAAUUCCUUUCUUAGUGUUAGCAGCUUAGCUAUGUAUUGCACAUUGGUGGAAAAAUUGGACCCCCUUCUCCUACAGAAUUGUGACAGAAUAAAAUACAGACUGUUCUUGUAAGGGAACAGCUUCCAUACCAACCUUCCAUGUCAAGUACGUACACAAGAGAAAUGCCGAAAAGAGCACAGGUAUUUAGAAAUUUGGUCACUCUUUCUAAAGUACUCAAAGGAGGAUAGCUCACUAGCCAGCAAAUCAGAAUUUUUAGCCAUAUUCUUUGACUGUUAACUUGAUUCU
Caretta caretta (loggerhead turtle) is the source of this 7035-nucleotide messenger RNA. It is a transcript of the gene HAAO, whose product is annotated as 3-hydroxyanthranilate 3,4-dioxygenase. Gene Ontology annotation, biological process: quinolinate metabolic process; 'de novo' NAD+ biosynthetic process from L-tryptophan. Gene Ontology annotation, molecular function: iron ion binding; 3-hydroxyanthranilate 3,4-dioxygenase activity. The record is from RefSeq and is a predicted model, not a curated record. Lineage: Eukaryota; Metazoa; Chordata; Testudines; Cheloniidae. Gene Ontology annotation, cellular component: cytoplasm.